Molecule: messenger RNA, 1945 nt
Organism: Botrytis porri
Lineage: Eukaryota; Fungi; Ascomycota; Leotiomycetes; Helotiales; Sclerotiniaceae
Exons: 3
Coding region: 194-973 (259 amino acids)
Biological process (GO): ubiquitin-dependent protein catabolic process via the multivesicular body sorting pathway; protein targeting to vacuole; protein targeting to membrane
Cellular component (GO): ESCRT I complex
Source: RefSeq, a predicted model, not a curated record
UCUUUGCAAUAUAACAUCGACAUCCAUAUCAGCAACCACGUUCCUUACACUAAGUCAUAAAUUUUCGACGUCUAGUUUACCCAUACAUCGAAAUCCAUAAUCAAACACAUCAAAUCAAAGUCGCACAAUAAUAUACAAUUCUAUUCAAUUCAAUCUUUGAAAUAUCAAGCAGUUUGAAUAUCAACCCUCAACAAUGUCCUCCUCGCCAUCUCCAUAUCCCACUUCAAACUACACCCCCCAUCGUAACUCUCAAUCCUACUCUGGUAUAGAUCCGAGUGCACCACCACCACCGCCUAAACCGAAUUCCCGAGAUGUGAGUCGUCAAGGUACACCUGCGGGAACUGGAAAUCAGUCAUUUCCUAGACCUGGAGAAUCAUCAGUGCAAUACGAAGGAAGACAAGAAAAUGUUCCACGAGAACAACCACAACAAAUACAAGAUCCGGGAGAUCAAUGGCUUCCGAAAAUAUUGAUGGAUAAAUCGAAACAAGACCUCGCAUCCGCAUUAUCCAACCCUGCCCUUCUAGCCGCCCUCACACAUUCAACAUCUACCGCACACCCAUCCAUUUCCACAUCACAAGAACCAUUAAAAUCUGCAUUGGAUGAUAAUAUCGCACUAGCAACCCAUCUCUUGGAACUUGAGUCUCGACUCGAUCACCUGCGCUCCUCAACACAAGCUCAAUUAUUAUCUACACAUGCAUUGGAACGUCAAUGGAAACAAAAACAAUCCGAGAUGGAUAGAACCUUAGCUCCCUUCUCACCGAGCUCAUUGUAUCAAAGAUUAGGACAAGGUGCUCAGGAACAAGAAAUGAUAUGUAGGGCAAUGGAAGAAAGUUUUCUGGAGGGUGAUGGAGUUGCUACGGAAAGGGAAGCUAGUGAUUGGGUUAGAAAAUAUAGGGAAUCGAAGAAAGUUUAUUAUUCUAGGAGGGAAAGGAAAGAUAGGUGGGAUGAAGGAAGGGUUGGAGGUUGGAGAUGAUAUGGAGGUUCUCAAAAUAUCAGUCCUUUGGAACCUUGAGCGACGAUCACUUACUUACCACUUGCGACGAGAAGCCCAUCUGGAUAUACAACACGGCCAUAGCAGUCAUGUCAGGAAAACUUUGAGGUACUAUAUUGCAGGAUACAGACUGUCAGUAGCAAAAUAAUUCAAAAACUUAGCACAGCUAUAUUUCCCGAUGAGAGACUACGGAUGUCAAAACGAGGAACACGAGACGACAAAUGAAUACCGGCAUACAAGAACGUCAUGGUUUGGCAACGUUUAUGUACAUAUUCUCGGUUGGCUCCCACGAAUUUUUACAGGUGACGAAUUAUGAAGCAUAGUUUGUGCCACGCCUCGAUUGAAGGCGAUCGAGAAAAAGUAUAAUAUAUCGAUACAUUGUCCACAGAAUAGGAGUCGUGGGGCCGUGGAGAUUUAGAGAUGUACGUGGAGAGAUGGAGGGGAAUGGGGAAAUGGACUUACCCGGUCCUGGAUGAAAGACAUUGAUUAAUCCAAUAACGCAAUAUCGGCAAUCAUCCACACUUCCCCGGCUCCUAAAGAAUCAAGAUUUAUCACCUCUAGUUUUGUACGACUGAUUGGAGAACUUGAAAAGAGCCAAGGAAAUGCGAAUGUUGGUAAAGGUCCGAAUAGAUGGGGUGUAUAGCCAAUCAAAGACAAGCAAUGCAACUACCGGGAGAGGGGAAAGAUUGGUGAGAUGGUAUCUGGUGUUACAUGUUUGGGAUAAAGAUAGAUGCGGCGAAACUCUUAUCUCUCGAAAGUAGCUUGUGGUAUGAUUUGUGGUAUGAAAAGUAGCAAAGACGCAGUACGAGGGUAGAUUAUGCAGUGUAAACGUGUGAAUCGGACGGGUGUUUCCGUUCACACUAGAGAUUUUGCCUGAAUGCUUAGUGGGUGGUCGGUUUCUUUCUUCAAAGAUUUGCCAAAGUGGUUAUGGUGUUACGUCUUUUGGGGAGGGGG